This is a messenger RNA of Eucalyptus grandis, 1774 nucleotides long. Its product is annotated as 3',5'-nucleoside bisphosphate phosphatase. The record is from RefSeq and is a predicted model, not a curated record. Gene Ontology annotation, molecular function: 5'-3' DNA exonuclease activity; 5'-3' RNA exonuclease activity. NCBI's taxonomy places the organism in Eukaryota, Viridiplantae, Streptophyta, Magnoliopsida, Myrtales, Myrtaceae.
CACCGCCUGUCUGACCAAAAGCCCGCAAGAAACAGCGACAACUCCGAAACCCAAAGCCGAACCCAAUCUUCUCGGCACGCACGCUUCGCGAAUCUACAGGACACAAAGCCACGCCAAGAUCCACGAAUCCUGCACCAACAGCGACCCCUCGGACACGUCUCUCCAGAUGCCCUUUUGGGUUUUAUAAAUCUUGUUUGAAUCUCUGCCCCCUACUCCACCGCCUCCCUCCCACGUUUGACCCACGAGAAGGAGCGGAGAGAGAGAGAGAGAGAGGCGGAGGAGCGAUGACGGGGGAGAGGGACGCGAAGAAGAAGAGCAAGAAGAAGAAGCGCGGCGGCAGCAAGAGGAAGAUGACGGUGGAGCAGGCGGUGGCGUUCAGGUCCGUGAGCGAGUGGGUGUUCUUGGAUUCUCAGUCGCCGUCGUCGUCGCUGAGCGAGUGGGUCGAUGACUUCGGGGUCCAGAAGAGCGCCGGGCGGCGGGUGGUCUUCGAGCUGCACUGCCACUCCAAGUUCAGCGAUGGGUACUUGUCUCCUUCCAAGCUCGUUGAGCGAGCUCAUGCCAAUGGGGUGAAAGUUCUUGCUCUGACAGAUCACGACACUUUAUUGGGUAUCCCUGAAGCUUUGGAAGCAGCUCGGAAAUUCGGCAUUAAGAUUAUUCCAGGCGUUGAAAUCAGCACCAUAUUUAAUUCAAGAGGAGAGUCAUCUGUGGAGGAACCGGUGCAUAUUCUUGCUUACUACAGUAGCUGUGGACCCACAAGGCUUGAGGAGUUGGAGAAGGUCUUGAGUAACAUAAGGGAUGGUCGAUUUCUCCGGGCAAAGAGCAUGGUUACAAAACUGAAUAAGCUUAAGCUACCUCUGAAGUGGGAACAUGUUGCCAGGAUUGCUGGCAAGGAUGUCGCUCCAGGAAGACUGCAUGUGGCUCGUGCUUUGGUUGAGGCGGGUCAUGUGGAGAAUCUAAAACAAGCUUUUGCACGAUACCUUUUUGAUGGUGGACCUGCUUAUGCCAUAGGUAGUGAACCUCCUGCUGAAGAAACCGUGCGACUAAUAUCUGAGACAGGGGGUGUAGCUGUGCUUGCUCAUCCAUGGGCACUGAAAAACCCUGUGCCAAUUAUUGAAAGUUUGAAGGAUGCUGGUCUUCGUGGAGUGGAAGUAUAUAGAAGUGAUGGCAAAUUGGCAGCAUACAGUGACCUCGCAGAUGCUUAUGGUCUCUUGAAGAUUGGGGGAUCUGAUUAUCAUGAAGGAGGACAUAGUGAAUCUGAUCUUGGAAGUGUUAAUCUUCCUGUGCUUGCCUUGCAUGAAUUUCUGACAGUAGCGCGACCGAUUUGGUGUGGGGCCAUAAAAGACAUGCUACAAUCAUAUGCCAAUGAGCCCUCCGAUGCAAAUUUGACAAGGAUUACAAGAUUCGCAAAAAUCAGGGUUCCAAAAGGAAAUCUGCCUCCAAGCCAAGGGGAAGACUUGAUCGAGCGUUGCCUAUCAUCAUGGUUAACAGUUGAUGAAAGGCGAAAUGCGGAGUUUGAGGACAUCAGAUCUAGGUUUUUGAAUACUUCAAUCAAACAGGCAUCUGCUGAGGUGAUUCUUGAGAAAAAUUAGGCUGGUUUAGGUAUACUUAGAAUCAUCAAUGAGCAAUUGAAUUUUACAGGAUUUUCCUUCUUUUCUCUUUAGGAAUUUAUGCAAUCAAAUAUGAUAUUAAGGCACAGGUCAAUUUACAUUUUGCCCCUCCAUUGGUCGCAAUCACAAGAAAAUGCUUUAGUGCAGGUUUUGUUCGGAAGAAACUU